Messenger RNA from Aaosphaeria arxii CBS 175.79, 687 nucleotides. RefSeq lists its product as uncharacterized. The coding region runs from base 1 to 507 and encodes 168 amino acids. The transcript has 2 exons. The record is from RefSeq and is a predicted model, not a curated record. NCBI's taxonomy places the organism in Eukaryota, Fungi, Ascomycota, Dothideomycetes, Pleosporales.
AUGCUCCCCAACCUCAACACCCUCACUUUCCUCCUCCUCCCCUCCCUCGCCCUCUCCUCCCCCCUCCUCACCCGCCAAACCUCCCCCUGCGCCCCAACCUCCUACACCAUCACCAACUACCUGUACACCACGUCCCCCUCCUCCGGCGCAACCGUCCACUUCACAUUCCAAUCGCACUUCCCGGACCCCUCCCUCAUCCAAGACGCCGUGUCGUCGCCGACAUCAUGCGACGCCAAGAGCCCGGACGGCACGAUACCGAACUCGAACGCAUGCACGGCGGACCGGAGGCUGCUUUUUGACUUGCGGGGCCCGCAGGAAAGGGGGGAAUGGCAGGUUUCUCAUUCUUGGAGGUGUGAUGGACAGGAAUGGAUGGCUUCGACGCCGGUUAAGUUCGAGCCAUUGAAUUGCGCGGCGACGGAGGAGGGGGGCUCCAUUUGCUCGAGUCCGGAUGUGGUUGUGACGCCGUUGAAUGUGAGGAGGAUAUGCGGUGGACCGACGUGUCAGUGAAGAGGGUAGCUUCGUGUUGUGGGCAGGGUGGAACGGAUGUGCAUAUUUUCGAAGAAGUCGAGAGUAAGUUUUUUACAUGUUUGAUAUGGCCGUCUCUCAUAUUCAGGUAUCGGGGUUUACGAUUAACUAGAAAGUAUUAGCUAACUAAUUGCGACGUCAAGUAAAUACAAACUACUAAAC